UUUUUCUGUCUCACAACAUCUGUUUCACAGUCAAAAAACAAAUCAAGCAAUUUUAAAUAAUAAAUGAAAUAAAAUUAAAUAAUUUUAAAUAAUGUCACUUGUUGCAUAUGCUGCCAGUAGCGAUGAAGAGUCCGACAAUGAGGAGGAACCCUCAACCCCCGAAGUGCAAGUUAUUAAGCCGCAGAGCACGGUGGAGACAGGUGGACAUAUCAGCGAUGAAGACGACGACUUUGUUCCCCAAGAAGUCUCCUUGCAAGAGCUGAAGCCUCAGGGACGACUGAUACUGGCAUUACCCAAACCAAAAGUUUCCGCUACUCAGGAGAUCGAUGUAGAGGACCAGGUGGCACCCGCUUUUGCUCAGCUCCCCAUGCCACGCACAAAGCCUGCUGUCAAAACUGUUAUUGAAGAAAAAGACGACGAGUUCCUGCACAAAAAAGCCAUUCCUGUUGAAGUUGAGAAACCGCCUCCUCCACCUGUCAAGCAACGCGUCAAGAUCAGUAUUCCGUCGUUGCGAGAAUUCUCGGAUGUUGACAAAGAGAGGGCUGAAAAGGCCAAGAAGGAGGGAAAACCUAUGGUGCCAAAGGGUUCGGGGCUUUUGAGUAUGCUACCUCAAGCCAAGUCUGAGCGUAACUUUGCCAAGAGUUCAUCCACGGAAAGGCCUGCCUCAUCGGCACCAACCCAGCCAUCGAAUAAUCAAGAGAAACCGAGAGCCACAAUGGCCUUUGUUCCGGAUACUGUGAAACAACGAAGAGCAGCCCAUAACACAGAAGGCGUAGACGGGUUAAAGUCUGGGCAGAAGAAAAAUGCCGAAGGCAAGGAUACUUCCAAACCUAUUCAGCAAAAACUCUUGAAGCCCCUGGUGAAUGCCAGCGACAGCGAGGAUGAUGAUGACGAAGGAAAUGGUGAUUUCUUCUCGUUGAAUAGCGAACAAAAUCUUCCCGAGGUGAGCAGCAACGAAAUCAGUGCUCUGGUGGCUAAAAAGGCGGCGAAGAUGGUAGAAGCUGGAAACAAGUACCUAGAGGAGAUAGCCGAAAAGGAAGCCGCCGAGGCCGAAGAAGCGCGAUUGCAGGAGGAGCAGUUAAAUCAAGCACAAAAGCGCUACCAUGAGCAACAAUUAAACACCGAGGCCAUGGAUGCACUAGUCGGCAAGAACGCCAAGAGACGUCGCAAGGAGGCGAAGGAGAUGCAGAUAAUCGACAUAUCCGGAACCCAGGUCAUGCCCGAUAGAGACGAAUGGAUGAGAACAGCCUUAGCAUCUUCGACUACAUACCAGCCCACCGGCGUUUUGAAUGACGAAGAGCCCGUGGCGGGCACGCGAAAGAAGCACCAGAUUACGUACCUGGCGCACAAGGCCAAGGCCAACGAAGCCGAGCUGCAGGCCAUGUGGUCGGCCAACCGGCAAACCCGCCGCGCCACCCAGAGCAAAUACGGGUUUUGAGUUUCAUUUUCAUGUAGUCCUAAUCUUAUAAUAUAUUUCUACUUUUAAACUAA
Messenger RNA from Drosophila bipectinata, 1491 nucleotides. RefSeq names its product proline-rich protein PRCC. Lineage: Eukaryota; Metazoa; Arthropoda; Insecta; Diptera; Drosophilidae. The record is from RefSeq and is a predicted model, not a curated record. Gene Ontology annotation, cellular component: nucleus.